Messenger RNA from Vicia faba (fava bean), 1542 nucleotides. The record is from the annotation of a GenBank genome assembly. Lineage: Eukaryota; Viridiplantae; Streptophyta; Magnoliopsida; Fabales; Fabaceae.
AUGGAUCAAACAAAUACUAUUGAAGUUGAAAAUGACCACCAUGCUGGGGCACCUUCAAUAGUUUUGCAUAGUAAAUCCAAGAAAGUGGUGAAACCAAGAGAGAGUAGUUAUAGUAGUGAUGAGUUUGAGGGAUCGAUAGGAGAGAAACCAUCAAGAUAUGAGGUUUGGGGAUGGUAUCUGUAUGAGUUUUGUUCUUACUUUGUUCAAACUGUUCUUAUACCUGUGCUGUUUCCGUUGAUUAUUAGUCAGUUACAGAUUCUACCUACGGAUCCUUUUCAACAGUGGCAAAAUGAUCACCAGGGCUUGCUAUGUUCAGACAAAGAAAUUCAUCUUUACAGCACUCUCACAAAGAGAACAAUAACAGUAAACGGUUCACACUUCUCAUCAUUGGAAUGGACAUCAAUUGCAUGGGCUUCGGGUUUAACCCUAGCCAUUCCAAUUCUCAGCUUCAUCUCUUUCCACCUCAACAGCCAAUACCAAACACUCAUCACAGCAGUAUCCACAGGCAUUGGAGUUUUCUUCUGUCUCCCGGCAGGGUUCUUCAAAACAACCCUAAUCUUCAUUCCCUAUAUUGCUUUCAUUGUCUUAGCUAGCACAGUUUCAUCUGCAUCUCACACUCACCAUCUUGCUCUCAUGCUUUCUUCCUCUAAGAAAUCCAAAGUACUAAAAGUUUCAAGUUUCUUCUCUCUAUAUGCUACUUCCUUUGGUUGUUUAGGUUCAGGUGUAAUCUCUUCCUUCAUAUAUCAUAUGCUUAGAGAGCCUGAUGAUAGAAAUCUUUUUACCCUUUGGAUUGUUUCAAUCUUCAGUGGCUUAAUAUGGUUGGUUGGUGUUUUACACGCUGUUACAGCUAUAAAUAGAACAUCUUUUUCCACUGUUUCAUUCAACAAAUCAUUGUUUUACCCUUGUUCUAUAGUUAAACAUCCAAAAGCAAUAGGAGGGCUUUUUGGUGUUUUCCUAUCAUCAUUCACAACAAUGUGUAUUUUCACUGGUGCUGUUCUUUUCAUAGUUGGUAACCUUUGUAUUAGGCCAUUACACUUGCUUUAUUUCUGGUUAACUUAUUUCCUUUUCCCUUUGGUUUCUCUUCCACUUUUGCACCCUUUACAACAACUAAUAAAGGCUAGUUCUGUGAAAAUGAAGAUCAUUGGUUUUCUUUUAUCAAUGUUGUCAUCUGGUUUUGGAUUCUACUUUUGGAACAGUCAUUGGAAAUGGGGUCAUAUAUUGAUAUUUGGAGGGAUACAAGGGAUUGGAAGUGGAGUUUUGCAUGCAUUUGGAAGAGUUUUGGUUUUGGAAUGUGCUCCUAAGGGAAAAGAAGGUGUUUUCAGUGUUUGGUAUGGUUGGAUUAGAGCUGCUGGUUUGUGUUUGGGUUUCACAGUUGCUUCUGUUGUUCCUGGACAGAUUAAGACUUCUUUUGGAGCUGCUUUUGUUGCUGCACUUGUUGGAAUAGUUGUUCUUCUUUUUGGAAAUGUUGGUGAUGAUAGUGAGAGUGACUCUCAUGGCAAUGAUAAUCUUGGAUUAGAUUCUAAAGAAUCUGUUAGUGUUUAA